Octodon degus (degu) is the source of this 377-nucleotide messenger RNA. It is a transcript of the gene Prok1, whose product is annotated as prokineticin 1. Lineage: Eukaryota; Metazoa; Chordata; Mammalia; Rodentia; Octodontidae. The transcript has 4 exons. The record is from RefSeq and is a predicted model, not a curated record. Bases 60 to 377 code for a protein of 105 amino acids.
GUUAGAAGAACACAGAAGAUGGAGCUUUGCUGUUGGCAUUCAGAGGGUAGAGGGUGACCAUGAGGGUGGCUGUGGAAGCCUCCAUCGUGCUCCUCCUAGUGACAGCGUCCGAUGCUGCGGUGAUCACAGGGGCCUGUGAGUGGGACGUCCAGUGUGGGGCGGGCACCUGCUGUGCCAUCAGCUUGUGGCUGCGGGGGCUGCGGAUGUGCACUCCACUGGGACGCCAAGGAGAGGAGUGUCACCCCAGCAGCCACAAGGUCCCCUCCUUCAGGAAACGCCGGCACCACACCUGCCCUUGUCUGCCCAACCUGCUGUGCUCCCGCUUCCUGGACGGCAGGUACCGCUGCUCCCUGGACUUGAAGAACAUCAACUUCUAA